Silurus meridionalis is the source of this 10472-nucleotide messenger RNA. RefSeq names its product mucin-2-like. Gene Ontology annotation, cellular component: extracellular matrix. Gene Ontology annotation, molecular function: protein binding. The record is from RefSeq and is a predicted model, not a curated record. Lineage: Eukaryota; Metazoa; Chordata; Actinopteri; Siluriformes; Siluridae.
GCUUUGAGACAAUGUCUGUUGUGAAAAGCACUAUAGAAAUAAAGUUGAAUUGACUUGACUUGUUGAACAUCUGUUAUUAGAGAUGUGGCAGUCAAUGUUGGUAAAAAGAGUUUAGAGUCUGUUUUCAAGUGUCACAGUUAUUCCCUUUCUAAUUAUAAACUUUUUCACCCUUUCAUGUUGUGAUUCUAAGGCUAAUCACCAUUUUUCAGGAGCUUUUUGAAUCAUCUCAGUAGGCCUGGAGAACUUGAGUCUGGUCUUACACAACUUGUAGUGGUCUUGGACUUGUAAUUUGUACCCAGAUUUGUCUUGGUCUCAGACAUUGUUAACUAAGGUUUUGGUCUUGACUAAGACUUGUAGGAAUACAUGAGGUAUUGAAAGAGAAUUACCUAAUUCUACUAAUUAGUUGUUAAUUAACUUUAGGUUAAUAAAGACAAGAAACUAAUUUAACGUUAAUAUGUCAUGAGCGUCUAUGUUGUUGAAAUGUCAGGUAUCAUUGCUAAAGUGUGGCAAAAAAAGAAAUAUUUUCAUUUGAUAUUACAACCAGGUUAUUCCAGUAGUGUUUUGCUGCCCAGUAGGUACUGAAUGAAAUGCAAACCACUAUGCAUAAAAUGAACCUACUAGCUGAAAGUAGUUGUACAACAAAAAGCAUCUUACAACAUUCACAAGUUGAGCAUAUUUCAAAGAAUUUAAUAAUAUCAUAUUUAACUUCAUAUUUUACCUCAUAUUUUCAAUAAAUGUGAAAAAUGAUUAUUAAUAAUACUAAUUACUUAUAUUUACAGUAAAUUGUUUUAAGCUGACUAAUUGUAACUUCAAACUUUUCUAUUGUACACGACACGUUUUUUUUAUCCGUCAUUCAUGUUCUGUUCUUUUGUGCCUGACUUGUAUCUCUUUGUUUCUGCUCAAGGAAAUUCGUUGAGAAUAGACCUGUUUUACGUACUUCUAAAACUGUUUCCAUCAAUAGCUUUGUGCUCUGUAUCCACACAUUUCCCACAAUAGUCAGCUACUUGACAUGCGUGUUCCUAAAAGAAACCCAACACUAUUUUUUAAGGAUUUUGUUUUACAGUGCUGCAUGAUGGAAAAAAUGCAGGAACAAAGAAAGAGGGAUGGUUCCUUAAUGCUCAUUGACCCAACACAAAGCAGUAAAAUUAUAGUGCAGUUUCUGUGAGAUUUUUAAUUAAAGGUUAAAAAAUGUUAUUGGACACCACUUAAAAGUUCCAGCAAGGGGACACGAUUGAAUGUUUAAUCCUAAAUUCAUUUCCUCAUGUUAUUCAAAGUAGGGGACUUGUUCUGGUUAUAAAAAAGCAUGGCAGGAAGGAGUCCUUUACAGUCUGGAUACAUUUUUGAGGUUGCAUUUUUGAGGUGGACGCAUUCAGAGAUGGCUCACUACAGUAUCAUUAUAUGUAUUUUGGUAUUUAUUUCAGGUGAUUUUGGCUCCGUCUCAACCCAAAGCCCAAAUGUCUGCAAGACCUAUGGCAGCGGGGUCAUGCAGACUUUCAAUAAUACCAUGUUCCAUGUGAAAUCCACAUGUCUUGUAAUACUGACACAAUUCUCUCAUGCGGGAGUUGACUGUUUAAUCUCUGUGCAACGUGAUACGAAUGGUGUCAUGAAGAAAGUCGAGAUUUUGGUGAAUAAAAUUGCUACCGUCAUUCAGGAUGGCAUGCUCAAUGUGGAAGGAGAAAGCAUCUCUCUGCCGUAUGACCACACAUAUCAAAGUGUGUAUGCAUUCGGCAUUUAUACCAGGUUUAAAAGCAAAGUUCUGCCAUUUUCUGUCACGUGGUACAGUGUAUCUAAUGGCGUCACAUCACUUUGGGUGCAGUUGGAUCUGCCUUUAAUGGAUGAGAUGAAUGGGAUAUGUGGGAGACUAAACAGCUCAGAAACUCACGCACAGCUUCUUGAUAGCAAUGUCAUCCGUAACGAGAUGUGUGUGAUUGAUGAUGCCCAGCCAGUAGAUGACAAGAUUUGUAAAGAAUUUAAAUCCCAGGCCAGAGAGUGCCUGGGCACAAAGCUUAAUAUAUUUGACCAACUCUGCAAACUAAACAUGUAUAUUAAUGUACAUCAGUCUGCAAAGUGCUCUUUCUAUGAAGAAUUCCUAAGCACAUGCUCAAACCUCCUGCAACCAAAACUGCGAAACAUAACGUCAUGUCGGGAACAUCAAUGUCCUGGAGAUUUGCAUUUUAAGGUUAUUGGUGCUGCAUUUCCUCCCACCUGCUCCAACCCACAGCUUCAGACAGAAUAUCAAACCAGUACAUGUCUUCCUUCAGACGGUUUGGUUCUGAAUGAUCGAGUUAAAGGAUACCACAGUGUUAAAGUAGAAGACUGUCCUUGUGUUCACAGGGGAAACAUAUAUGCCCCUGGGGAAAAACGCAGCUCAAAGUGCCAGACUUGUAAAUGCAUAAAUGGGAAAUGGACCUGUUCAGCAAACACCUGUCAAACUCCAUGUGUUAUUGAAGGCUGGUUUAUCACUACCUUUGAUGGUAAACAAUAUUCUCUGCCCGGAAAAUGUACCUAUGUGGCUGCAAGGGGACUCAACUGGACUGUGACCAUCAAGGUUUCUGAUAUGAUUAUAAAAGAAAUGUACCUUGAUGUGCAUGAGGAAAGAUAUACUUUCUCCUCAAACAAAGUACAACUAAGGGAAAAUACAAUUGCAAUCACAGAUCUGUCACAAACUGAGUAUGUCACAGUCUAUUGGGAGUCCUCAAUGUUUGUUAAGGUCCAGACAACAUUUGGAAUAAAGAUGCAAGUCCAGGUUUCUCCAGAAGUUCAAAUGUACUUGUAUCUGCCGCAAAAUGUAACAACUGCAGGCCUUUGUGGAUCAAAAAACAACAACACAGCAGAUGACUUCACUACGAGCAGCGGUAUUGUGGAAAAUUCAGCUCAGCCUUUUGCUUUAUCCUGGGCACUGGGAGAGUGCAUGUCAAAUAAUCCUCCUGUAUGCAUCAACACUGACAAUGAGCUAUUUGCUGAAGAUAAGUGCAGCCAGCUGACAAACACAAGUGGCGUGUUUGGCAAAUGUCAUGACUAUGUUCCUGUCAACACUUAUUUUGAGGCCUGCAUUCAGAGAACCUGCCAUGCAACAACUGACUUACAAGUGCGUGCAUGUGUUGGCCUGGGAAACUAUGCUAAAGCUUGUGCCAGUCAGGGCAUCAUCAUUGGUGACUGGCGAGAAGAAACAGCUUGCAUUUACUCCUGUGACAGUAAUCUAAAGUUUGAUUACGCCAUGCGGGCAUGUAAUCAUACAUGCCGCUCAUUGUCUGGGCCUGACCCAACCUGUGACAUGUCAGAUGACCCAGUGGAGGGUUGCGGAUGCCCAUCUGGCACCCACCUAAACAUACCACUCAGGUGCAGCCCUCGUGCCCUCUGCCAUUGCAGCUACCCAGGUGGAACAACACCUUCAGGGCCCGUGGUUAUUGAUGGACGGCAAUGCAUGUGUGAAAAUGGAAAACUCCAGUGUUCGGACUUCUGUGACUGUCCACACAGACAAAUAUGUGUUCACUGUGCACAAGCACCAGUAAACACAACACAGAGGACAUGUGAAAGCCUAAGCAAGCCAUUUAGUGCUGAUAAGAGCUGUAUUAGUGGCUGUUACUGUCCAGAGGGCCAGUAUGCAGAUCAUACAGGUAGCUGUGUGAUUCGGGAGAAUUGCACAUGUGAAUUCAGUGGUAUAGUUUACGCAUCUGGGCAGAGUGUGGAAUCAAAUUGUAAAACCUGCACUUGCAGCGGAGGCCAGUGGGAGUGUAAUGGUGAUCCAUGCCCAGGAGUUUGCGAAGUGUUUGGCAAUGGACAAUAUAAGACCUUUGAUUCCAAAUGGUAUCGCUUUGAUGGCCACUGUCAGUACACUCUAGUUGAGGAAAUCUAUGGGUUAUUUUCCAUUAAAACGGAGAGUGUCCCUUGUUGUGACGAAGUUCUGACCUGCUCCCGUGCCAUCUCAGUGAAACUCAAGGAUGAAGUGGUUCUGAUAAUGCGUGAUAUGAAUGUAACUCAGAAUCUUUUAGAUGGGUGGCGCUUCAGAGCUCAGUCACUCUACUCUAUCCAUACUGUGGGCCUGUACAUCAUAAUCUCUGUGCCUGAACUGGGCCUAACUGUGAUUUGGGACAAGCAAACCAAAGUUAAAAUUGAGCUGCGUGCUUCAUGGAAUGGUAAAGUGCGGGGUCUGUGUGGUGACUUUGAUGGGAAGUUAAUGAAUGACCUGUUGACGAGCAGCUCCACUGUAGUGUUUAGCACACUAGAGUUUGGGAACAGCUGGAAGACAGCUGUGCCACCUUGUUCAGAUGUGACCCAGGAAUUGUUUCCCUGUGAACGUCAUUCAUACUGCGCAGCCUGGGCACAGAGACGUUGCAUGAUUCUACACAGUGACACGUUCCAACCAUGCCACCUAAAGGUUGAUCCAACGCCUUAUUACCAGGCCUGUAUACUGGAGUCAUGCUCCUGUGAUUUUGAAGGCAAGUUCCUGGGAUUCUGUACAGCUGUGGCAGCAUACGCUGAUGCCUGCACAACUCAAAACGUCUGUAUCAAAUGGAGAACUCCUGACUUGUGCCCGGUCUAUUGUGAUUAUUACAAUGAAGAGGGUCAAUGCAGCUGGCAUUACGAAGCAUGUCCUCCACAGAUCAAGACUUGUGGGAAAAACAACAAAUUCUCUGGAAAGCUUGAAGGUUGUUACCCACGGUGUCCUGCUGAGAUGCCAUUUUAUGAUGAAAACAGAAGAACAUGUUCAAGUUUGGACAACUGCACUUGUUUCUUCAACAACACUGUGGUUGAAUCUGGUACAAAAGUGACCACACUCAGUGAAAGCUGUGAUUGCAUUAAAGGGCAAAUGCUUUGUGAAGUUUAUACAACGACUACUAUAACCACAUCAACUCUAGAACCUACACCACUGACUACAACAGCAGAGACAUUUGUAACCACAUUAACACCAACGAUUACAACUAUAUCCCAAACUACAUCUCAAAUUAUUACAAAUUCAACAAAGACACAUUUAACAACUAACUCAACAACCCCAGAAAGCACAACUAAGGUAUCAGCAUCAACGACUCCACUUAUUACAACUUCAGCUACAACAGAACCAACAACGACCACAUCAACUACAGAAACCACAACUGAAAAAUCUGAAACUACAACUCCAGUUACUUCAAUACCUACACCAAAAACUACAAGUGCACUAACCACAGCUUCAACAGAGACACUGGUAACAACCACAACGACUCCAAAACCUACAACUAAUACAUUUGAAUCAACAACUCCAUUUACUGUAAUUUCAACUACAUCAGAAACACAAGUAACCACUCCAAUUACAGAAUUCACAACUGAAGAGCCUACACCUACAUCUCCAUUUACUACAAAAUUGACAUCUAUGACUGAGACCAGAUCAACUACAGCAAUUACAACUGAGGAACCUACAACUACAACUCAACUUAAUAAAACUUUAACUACUACAGAAACAACAGUAACCACAUUAACUCCAGAAAUCACGACUGAAAAAUGGGAAACUACAACUUCACUAACUACGACAGCUAUACCAAACACUACUAGUGCAAGCAUCACCACAUCAGAAACACCAGUGACCACUUCGAUUACAGAAUUCACCACUGAAGAACCUACGCCUACAUUUCCACUUACUACAACUACAACAGCGACCACAUCAACUCAAGAAAUUACAACUGGAGAACCUAAAACUACAACUCCACUUACAACUUCAACUGCAACAAAAACAAUAAUGACCACAUCAACUACAGAAAUCACAACUGAAAAGUCAGACACUACAACUUUGCAAACUACAACAGCUAUACCAAAAACUACAAGCGAACAUACCACAGCUUUAACAGAGACACCUGUAACAACCAAAAUGACUCCAGCAACCACUACUAAUGCAUUUGAAUCAACAACUCCAAUUAAUUCAACUUCAACUACACCAGAAACACCAGAAGCCACUUCAAUUACUGAAUUCACAACUGAAGAACCUACAACUACAUCUACACUUACUACAACUUCAACUACAACAGAAAUAACAGUGGACACAUCAACUACAGAAACCACACCUGAAAAAUCUGGAACUACAACUCCAGUAACUUCAACACUGAUACCAAAAACUACAAGUGCACCAAACACAGUUUCAACAGAGACACCUGUAAAAACCACAACGACUCCAAAAAUGACAACAAAUAAAUUUGAAUCCACAACUCCAAAUUUUGUAACUUCAACUACAUCAGAAACACCAGUGACCACUUCAAUUACUGAAUUCACAACUGAAGAACCUACAUCAUCAUCUACACUUACUACAACUUCAACUACAACAGAGAUUACAUCAACUACAGAAAUCACACCUGGAAAAUCUGAAACUACAACUCUAGUAACUUCAACACCUAUACCAAAAACUACAAGUGCACCAACCACAGCUUCAACAGAGACACCUGUAACAACCACAACAACUCCAAAAACCACAACAAAUGAAUUGGAAUCCACAACUCCAAUUAUUGUAACUUCAACUUCAUCAGAAACACCAGUGACCACUUCAAUUACUGAAUUCACAACUAAAGAAGCUACAACAUCAUCUACACUUACUACAACUUCAACUACAACAGAGAUGACAUCAACUACAGAAAUCACACCUGGAAAAUCUGAAACUACAACUCUAGUAACUUCAACACCUAUACCAAAAACUACAAGAGCACCAACCACAGGUUCAACAGAGACACAUGUAACAACCACAACAACUCCAAAAACCACAACAAAUGAAUUGGAAUCCACAACUCCAAUUAUUGUAACUUCAACUUCAUUAGAAACACCAGUGACCACUUCAAUUACUGAAUUCACACCUGAAGAACCUACAUCAUCAUCUACACUUACUACAACUUCAACUACAACAGAGACCACAUCAACUGCAGAAAUCACAUCUGGAAAAUCUGAAACUACAACUCUAGUAACUUCAACACCUAUACCAAAAACUACAAACGAAUCUACCACAGCUUUAACAGAGACACCUGUAACAAUCAUAACAACUCCAAAAACCACAACAAAUAAAUUUGAAUCCACAACUCCAAUUAUUGUAACUUCAACUACAUCAGAAACACCAGUGACCACUUCAAUUACUGAAUUCACACCUGAAGAACCUACAUCAUCAUCUACACUUACUACAACUUCAACUACAACAGAGAUUACAUCAACUGCAGAAAUCACAUCUGGAAAAUCUGAAACUACAACUCUAGUAACUUCAACACCUAUACCAAAAACUACAAGUGCACCAACCACAGCUUCAACAGAGACACCUGUAACAACCACAACAACUCCAAAAACCACAACAAAUGAAUUGGAAUCCACAACUCCAAUUAUUGUAACUUCAACUUCAUCAGAAACACCAGUGACCACUUCAAUUACUGAAUUCACAACUAAAGAAGCUACAACAUCAUCUACACUUACUACAACUUCAACUACAACAGAGAUGACAUCAACUACAGAAAUCACACCUGGAAAAUCUGAAACUACAACUCUAGUAACUUCAACACCUAUACCAAAAACUACAAGAGCACCAACCACAGGUUCAACACAGACACCUGUAACAACCACAACAACUCCAAAAACCACAACAAAUGAAUUGGAAUCCACAACUCCAAUUAUUGUAACUUCAACUUCAUCAGAAACACCAGUGACCACUUCAAUUACUGAAUUCACACCUGAAGAAACUACAUCAUCAUCUACACUUACUACAACUUCAACUACAACAGAGACCACAUCAACUGCAGAAAUCACAUCUGGAAAAUCUGAAACUACAACUUCAGUAACUUCAACACCUAUACCAAAAACUACAAACGAAUCUACCACAGCUUUAACAGAGACACCUGUAACAAUCAUAAUGACUCCAAAAACCACAACAAAUAAAUUUGAAUCCACAACUCCAAUUAUUGUAACUUCAACUACAUCAGAAACACCAGUGACCACUUCAAUUACUGAAUUCACAACUGAAGAACCCACAACAUCAUCUACACUUACUACAAAUUCAACUACAACAGAGACCACAUCAACUGCAGAAAUCACAUCUGGAAAAUCUGAAACUACAACUUCAGUAACUUCAACACCUAUACCAAAAACUACAAGUGCACCAACCACAGCUUUAACGGAGACACCUGUAACAACAGAGCUGGUUAAAAAACUGGGCCAACAACCACCAAUACUGCUAAUUCUCAAGUACCCCACAAAUACUACACCAGGAGCACCUACUGUUAAAACAACUAUAGAACCUACAACUACAACAACCACAGCAUCAACCCCAGAACUCACCACUAAAGCAUCUAAACCUACAACUACACUAACUACAGAACAACAGACACCUGUAACAACCGCAAAAAUCACAACUGUAACAGAGACAACAUUAGCCACCAAAAAAUCAACCCCAACAGAGACACCUGUAACCAAAACUUCAACACCACCAACUACUGUACCUAUAACUGAUUGCAAGGAUCUGAUAAAAAAUCAAACCUGGCCAGAGGGUUAUCAAUGGAAAGAGGACUGCUUUAAUAAAAUAUGCAUUAACAGUGUGAUUGAGUUGAGACCUUUGGUAUGUCCAACUCCAGUCAUGCCUGUUUGCCCAAGAGGAAUGCCACAACUGGUAAAAGAUGAGCAAGGCUGUUGUGAGACCUGGCAGUGUGACUGUCAGUGUGAUGUCUUUGGAGACCCACACUACACUUCGUUUGCUGGACAGGACUAUGACUUUCUGGAAAACUGCACAUACAUUCUGGUGGAGGAAAGGACUCCACGUCAAUAUCUCAGCAUCAUUGUUGAUAAUUAUUACUGUGAGCCAUUUGGUUCCUGUGCCAAGGGCAUCAUUCUGAAGUACCAAAACAACACAGUAACACUUCAAGUGAUUCAAAGUCCUGAUGAAAUGCCUGUAUUAGAAACUUCUCUGAACCAAGUAACAAUAAAACCCCCGUAUCGGGGAGAUGGACUUAGGUUUGAGAGCACCGAUGCAGAAGUCUACAUUUUCCUCGAAGAGAUCCGCUCAUACAUCUUUCUCAGUGUAUGGAACACACUAAAAAUCAAUCUGGCAAUGGAGCACUUCUUUAAUAACACACAGGGACAGUGUGGAGUUUGCGGAAGUGCCUCAUGUGUACGCAGGGAUGGAUCAGUUGAGAAUGAGGACUGCUGUGAUAAGACUGCAUAUGAAUGGAUAGUGGAUGAUCCAUUUAAACCAUACUGUCAACAGGCCCCACGGCAUGUCCCAUGUAUCCCUGACUUACCACCAAUACCACCUACUUCUCCACCGAUAGUACCACCCUGCGUGGCUCCUCUAUGCGACCUCCUUAGACAUGAACUGUUUGGCGAAUGCAGUAGGUAUAUUGAUGUGGAGAAUCUGGUGAACAGCUGCAACUUUGAUUACUGUGUGGCCCACACAAAUGCCACUGUGUGCUCCCCACUCGAGCAUCUAGCUAAUCAAUGCAAAAAGAUGGGAUUCUGUGUAGCCUGGAGAAACCUCACGAAAGGAAUUUGUGACAUUACUUGUCCUGAGGGAAUGAUUUUUGAUGAGUGCCGGAGCACCCCAACUGAUUACUGCCGUGGCGGUGUGCAUGUUCCGGGUUCAGUUUUGGACACAGCGAGGUCUGGUUGCUUCUGCCCAGAGAACCAGCUUCUUGCUGAGACACACAAGAAGAUCUGUGUAUCUGAAUGCACCAAUUGUAAAGGCCCACUGGGAGAACCAAUGCCGGUUGGGGCAAUAUGGGAGUCGAACUGCUACAUGUGCACAUGCAAUAACCAGACACUCACAGAAGAAUGCUGGCCAAAACCUUUAGCUCCAACUCCAAUAUGCAGUCCUGGCUCUGCUCUCAUCUCUGACUGCUGCAACAACCAGAUUUGUGUUGAGAAGACUUGCGAAUACAAUGGAACAAUAUAUAAGGUGGGUGAAACAUGGAGGGACCCCCAGAACACCUGUGUAACAUUUCACUGUACAAGUGAAGGCACUGAAAUAGAGACAAGCGUGUGUCCACAGCAGUUUUGUCCUGAGGAACUCCGUGUUUGGGAUGAGCAUCAUUGCUGCUACUCAUGCAACACAACAUGUGGAGUCAGACUGUCCAGAAUGACUGUUGAAAACUGUACUCAGGAGGUGAUGGUGCCCACCUGUGAAGGCAGCUGUGCAUCAAGCUCUGUAUUGGUGAGAUCUGGGAAUGAGCUGCAUUUGGACCAUAAUCAGUCCUGCUGCAGAGAGAAAAACUACGAGUUAAGGCAAAUUUCACUGGACUGCAGUGGAGCAAAAGAGACACAAUACACAUACAAAUACAUAACCAGCUGUGAGUGCCAACGUGAAGUCUGAACCCUCAAAAGUUUUACAAUGGCACUGUAAUGCUCAGAAAUGGGUCUGAGGUUUUGCUAAUUAUAUAUUGAAUGAUUUGUUUUCUUUAUAUAGGAUCGGGAUAUAUAGGUUAUUUUACAAAUAUAUAUAUAUACUUGAAUGAUUUGUUUUCUUUAUAUAGGAUCGGGAUAUAUAGGUUAUA